UUGACUUGGCAUUGAAGAAAAAAAACAUUCAGUAAUGUAUGAGAUUUGACUUGGUCAUUCUUUGUUAGUUGCAGGAUCUUAUCAACAAGUAGAUGGCCGAAGAUUCUUGCUUUAUAUUAAAAAAAAGCAUCAGCGAUUGUGUAAAGACGGGGCAGUUAGAUAGUUCAGCCAAGGAUCAAUUGGACUAUGCUAGGGCGAUUGUAGAUAAUUUAUGGUAUUAUUUCGGUUGGCUGAAGAAGGAAAACUGUAAGAAUAUGGUAUCUGCGCAACUUAAGCCCUUAAUCGAUGAAGCCAAUGAUGGCUUUUGUGAGAUACAUUCUCUUUUGAAGAAUCAAGGCCUGACAAGUGAGACAGUCAAAAUGAUUUCAGAGGUGAUGAAAAUGAUCAAACCUGAGAUUAUUGCUGAGCGAUUUAUCAGUCCUUCCAAGCAAUCAACAUCAUCAUCCACCCGUAUGAUCACUAUGGAUAUGGUGAACGUCGUCACAAGUAUUUGCCAUACUGUUGAAUAUCUGACAAAGAUUACAUUUCGGGAGUUUAAACAUCUGGGAGUUCUCCUCAAGUUUACCGCAAAGCGGUGCAAUAUUGAACAUGAGAAAAUAAAGGAUCUCUUCACCCUUGCUGAGGAUAUAGCUAAAACUGCAACUUACCUAUCUAUCUUGUGUUGGGAGACGUAUGACCAGUACUCGGCACGUAUAUCAGCGCCCAAGUCUUCUAUUUGGGUAACAUAUAAUGUGUUCGCUGGUCCUGACUUCGAGUCCAAGAUUUCAAAAUUGCUAGAAAGGAUAAAUCCUAUUAGGCCUGAAUGGAGGAAGCUUUAUAUCAGUUUCCUGAAAGCAUCACAUUCGUCAGCUCCACUGAUGCAUGGUGGUCUUAAGAAUCUAUCACAUGAUCUUGAUCUUGAUCUUGCUCAGAAGUUUACUGAGUCUAUCAGAUACGAUCUGGAAAAGCUGAAAAGUCAUGAUGCCAGUUUGAAUGUUGCUUUUUCCAAUAGAUUUGAAUGGCUCCAAGAUGGACUUCUUCAUCUCUCUGAAUUUCACAAGAUAUUAGAUCGCCAGCGACAAGACUUGAGUUCAUUGCUCUCAUUUCUGGAAGUUCUGGCCAUAGAGGCAGCAAUUGCAAUCUACUGCUUGUGUGACAUAGACUUAGAGAACAAUAUUGCUGAAGUAGACCUUAUAUUUCUUCCUUUGCAAAUGAAGUUUAAGUAUCUCAAGGUAGAGAUCAGUCUGUUUCAGAAACUAAGGUUACCAGAGUCCCAGGUGGACUGCUUUCAGGAAGAAUUGACUUCCAUGAAAACGUUCCUCAUGGAUUCAUUGGACAAGUGCAAAGUGCAGACUCAGCUAACUGAUGUCUUGACCUUAGUUCUAUCUGUCACCACCGAAGCAGAGUCAUUCACUAAUUCUCUUUCUCGUGAUUCAGAGGAUGGAGCAUUAGCCAGGAAAAUUAAUCUCUUGCAUUUUCAAUUACAUCUUAAAUUUAAGUUUAUUAGGGAAGCGAUUUGUCCCUUCAUUUCUGCAUCAUCAACACCAGUUCUGCCUGUGAUAUAUCCGUUGAACUUUCUUCCUACUUAUGUUGAGGCCAUCAGUUCUUAUUUCACCAUGCUGAAAUCCUCAAAGACAUCGCCCUCCGCUGGUAGCCCGACGAUGGAUGAGGUUUUCAUGGAGUUUCAUGAAUAUAUUUUUGAAAAUCUGCUACUAAAGGUUGAAGCAGAUCUGGAACUUACUGAUACAGAUAAAGUUAAAAGGUUUUACCACAGGUUGAUGCCCUUGGUAACACUUGUUGUUGAUCCCCCAAUGCAGUACAUUGAAUGCAAGAGGCAAAAUGAUCUCUUGAGAAAAAUUGGAACUUUAGCGAUUGAGGCCGAAGCUGCUAUCCGCUUAUCGUAUGAGGAUGCUUUGGACAGAAGCAAAAGUAGGGAAGUCGGUCUUUUGCUUCAACUUUUGGCUGCGUCUUUCAUGCUAAUCAAGUGUGAGGGGAAGUUGAUGGAUCAACUAAAGCACAAAGCUAUUCUUGAAACUGAAUUUUUGGAUCUUGUGGCAAAUGCUCAUGAAGAGAUUAUUUUCCUUAGAGGCUUUCUCAUGGAUCUUCUCAGGCAACACACGACAAAGCUUGACAAAUCAGAUGAUCUCUUAAUGCAUGCUGAAGUGGCUGCCCACAAGUUUAGCACUUGUAGUUAUGAAAGUUUUGUGGAUGGAAGCAACACAGGGAAAAUAUCUGAUUUCCUACAGGAGACCGAGUUUGUCGAGGUAGAUGCAUCACAUGUAUUGCCCUUAGUUCUAUCUGUGGCCACUGAAGCACACUCAUGCAUUACUUCUCUUUCUCGUGAUUCAGAGGAAAGAGAAUUGAUGAGCAAAAUUAAUCUCUUGCACUUUCAAUUGCUUCUUAAGUUUAAGCUUAUUAAGGCAGCGAUUCGGCAGAUUUGUCCAUCCUUUUCUGCAUCAACACCAGAUCAUCAUGUGAUAUAUCCGCUGAACUUUCUUCCUACUUACUUCGAGGUCAUUGAUUCUUAUUUCACAAAGUUGAAAUCCUCCUCUGAUAGCCCGAAGAUGGAUGAGGUUUUGCUAAGGUUCCAUGAAUAUAUUUUCGAAAAUCUGCUACUAAAGGAUGAAGCUGAUCUGAAACUUACUGAUUCAGAUAAACUCAAAAGGUUUUACCACAGUUUGCUGCUCUUUGUAUCAAUCCUUGUUGAUCCCCGAAUUCAGUACACUGAAUGCAAGAAGCAAAAUAAUCUCUUGUCGGAAAUUGGAGCUUUAGCGAUUGAUGCCAAAGCUGCUAUCCGUUUAUCAUAUGAAGAUUCUUCGCAAAGCAACAGGAGUAAGAAGGUCAAUCUUUUGCUUCAACUUUUAACUGUGGCUUUCAUGCUAAUCAAGUGCAAGGGGAAGUUGACGGAUCAACUAAAGCACAAAGCCAUUCUUGAAACUGAAUUACUGAAUCUGGUGGAAAAUGCUAAUGAAGAGCUAAUUUUCCUUAUAGUCUUUCUCAUUGAUCUUCUUGGGCAACAGACGAUAGAGCUUAACAAAUCAGAUGGUCUCUUAAUGCAUGCUGAAGUGGCUGCCCACAAGUCAACAUUAAUUAGCACUUGUAGUUAUGAAAAUUUCGUGGAUGGAAGUAGCUCUGCGGAUAUGAGUCUUUCAUUAUCCGAUUUCCUAAAAGAGACCAAGUCUGUCAAUGCAGAGAUUAGAGAAGUAUGCUUUCAGUUGCUGGAUGAAUCAGCCUCCUAUAUCACUGUGACAGAUCUGAAAUGCCUUAUCAACAUGUUAUUGGACAUGCUGAACCAUCUGCAUUCUAGGGGUGACGUGAUCCCGGUCGUUAGGAAUCAAAUCCCAGUAGUUCAAGAGAAACUGGAGUUUCUUGCUGAUAUUUUAAAGCCGUGCAAUAUGCAUACAGAACUCAAAGACCUUAUGGAACGUGUUCAAAAUGUUGCCUAUGGGGAAAAGUAUGUCAUUUUCUUCUCUGUCAGUGGUGAUAGUCGUGCUUGGUUCCACCAGUUAUAUCUCUAUGAUGUCAAACAAGUGUUUAAUUUUGUUGAGGCAGAGGUCAAAACUAUUACUUCUGAAUUUCAUGAAGUGACAGGGCUCAACUUCCCCAAGACCGAUGGAUUAGGAUUUCUCAAUUGUUUCUUGGGAAAGUUGGAGGAGCUGUUACACUCUAAGCUUGACCUAAUUACCAAACUGAAGCCUCAGAUUGUAUUAGUCAAGGAGGAAUUAUUGAUUCUAAGAUCAUUUUUCGAUCAUCCGGAAGAAACCUAUGAUGAGCAUGAUGAAAUUUGUGGUCUUAUAAUCAGUGCUACUGAAAUGGCAUACAAAGCCGAGUAUGUCAUUGACACUUGCUUGGCCUGUUCUUACUCACAGAUGUACAAAGCUUAUUGGAUAUCCGAAGUUGUUGAGAAUAUUAAGCUUGUCAAUAAAGAUGUUGGUGAGAACCUCAAAAGAGAGGAGAUUGAUGUCAACCGAGUCGCAAAAGGUUCCACUAAUAUUGUACCAUCAUUAUCAGCUAAUACUUCAGGAGCAAAUGAAGAAAUGGUGGGGUUUCAAGAUGUGAUGGACAAAUUAAAGAAGCAGCUUCUUGGAGGAUCGCAUCAGCUAGAUGUUAUCUCGAUAUUUGGUAUGCCUGGAAAUGGUAAAACCACUCUUGCAAAGAAGAUUUACAAUGAUCCCACAGUUGUCUCUCACUUUGAUGUUCGUGCUAUGUGUCAUGUGACUCAAGUAUAUUCAUGGAGAGAUUUGUUGCUUACUAUUUUGAAUGAUGUUCUUGAGCCUGCUGAUCGCACCAAAAAAGGAGAUGACGAGUUAGCUACUGAGCUGCGUCGUGUUUUAUUGACCAAGAGAUUCUUAAUUCUCAUUGAUGAUGUGUGGGAUAAAACAGCAUGGGACGAUUUGAAAAUGUGUUUUCAAGGUUCUCAGAAUAGGAGUAGAAUUAUUCUGACAACGAGGCUGUAUGAGGUUGCCGAUUAUGCUAAAUGUAACAGCGAUCCCCAUCCUCUGCGUUUACUCACAGAUGAUGAGAGCUGGAAGUUACUACAGGAAGAGUUGUUUCAUGGUCAAAGCUUCCCAUGUGAACUCGGAGAUGUGGGAUUACGAAUAGCGAAAAGGUGUGGAGGGCUGCCUCUCUCAAUUGUCUUAGUAGCUGGUGUUCUCAAAGAGAAAAAGAAGAAAGCAGAUUGCUGGAAAGAAGUAGAAGAAAGUCUUAGUUCACACAACAUUGGGAGCUCAGAAGAGAGCAUGUCUAUAAUUGGAUUCAGUUACAAGAAUUUACCAAACCAUCUAAAACCGUGUUUUCUCUAUUUUGGAGGAUUUUUGAGGGGCAAGGAUAUUCCAGUCUCGAAAUUGUCACGAGUGUGGUUAGCAGAAGGAAUUGUUGAAGACAGUAAGGAAAAAGGAUCAGAAGAUGCUGCCCAAGAUUACCUGAAAGAUCUUAUUAGAAAAAAUUUGGUAACGGAUAUGGAGAAGAGAUCCAAUGGAAAAUUGAAAACCUGCCGUGUUCAUGAUUUGUUGCAUCAAUUCUGUGUGGAAAAGGCCAAGCAAGAUAAUUUCCUGUUCUGGAUACAUAGUGGCCAUGGUGUGGAUUCCAUUUCUUAUCCUGAAAAGCCCGAGAUAUACCGCUUGUCUAUAUAUUCUAAAUGGGAUGACUUUGCUCAGUGGCAGCAGGCUGGAUCAAGUGUUCGUUCUUUGCUAUUCAAUGCCAGCAGUGAUGAUUAUUACCCUGCAAUGGCACAUAAUAUCUCCUUCAUCAUUAACAGAUUCAAACUUGUUAAGGUGUUGAAUUUGGAAUCCAUCAACAUAGGUGAUACCUUUCCUAAUGAAUUAAAAUCUCUAAUUCAUAUGAGGUACUUCGCUGUUCGAACAACUGCUGAUUCUAUUCCUUCAUCCGUAGCUGAUCUUUGGAAUCUUGAAACUUUCGUGGUUAACGGAUUGCAUAGAGUGUUGAAGUUACCUUGUUCACUUCUCAAGAUGUUUAAAUUGAGGCAUGUACAUGUAAAUAGUCGUGCUUCAUUCAGUCUGCACGAUAACAUGUGUGAGUCACAAUUAGUUAAUUUGGAGACCUUUUCCACUCCAUGUCUCUCCUCUGGUGAAGAUGCAGAGAAGAUAUUGAGAAGCAUGCCAAAUUUGAGAAAGCUGAGAUGCAUAGUUGAGGGAUUAUUGGGUUAUUCAACUAAAGGAAGCAUUGUUCGUUUUCCUAGAUUAGACUUUCUACAUCAGCUUGAAUCUCUGAAGCUGCUUUCGUACAGUUAUCCAACUAAACAUCCUCACGAAUUCAAUUUCCCCUUAAAUCUGAGGGAAUUGACUUUGUCGAAUUUUCGUCUACCUUGGACCCAAAUUUGGACAGUUGGCAAACUUCCGAACUUGGAGAUUCUAAAGUUACUUUUCAGAGCCUUUGAAGGGAAUGAAUGGGAAGUGAAAGAUUCGGAUUUCCCUGAACUCAAAUACUUAAAAUUGGACAACCUCAACAUUGCAGAGUGGUCUGUCAUGGAUGAUGCUUUUCCUAAGCUUGAACAUUUAGUGUUAACGAAAUGCAAGAAGCUUGAGAAAAUCCCUUGUCAUUUUGGGGAUGUUGCAUCUCUAAACAUUGAAGUAAACUGGUGCAGCUGGUCUGUUGCCAAUUCAGCUCAGGAAUUUCAAACAACACAACAUGAAGAUAUGGCAAAUUAUGCGUUCAGAGUUACAAUACAACCUCCAGAUUGGGACACAAGAUCAUCUCAUUGACUCUUAUCCGGCUUGUAAACAGAAAGACGGAACAUGGCCUCAGCUCGGGGGAUUUUCAGCAAGAAGUGAAGUGUUUGAAUAAAUGUCAACAAUGAUUUGUAAUGACUUAGUAAGCAAAAGCUCAUUUGUUUUUUGUUUUGUUUUUUGGUAAUUUGAAACGAUUGUUAAUGGCUACCAAACAACUUACUGUUUAGAAAUUUAUGUUUCUUCAAGUGUUUGAAUAAAUUGCAGACUUGACUUAUGAUGUACUUGUAAUAACUUUAUGAGCAAGAGCUCAUGUAAUCUUUUCUGAAUCUGCUGGAAUUUUUGCAAAUUUGAAAUGACUUUUGUUUCUGC
This is a messenger RNA of Solanum tuberosum (potato), 6536 nucleotides long. RefSeq lists its product as uncharacterized. The coding region runs from base 93 to 6200 and encodes 2035 amino acids. Gene Ontology annotation, molecular function: ADP binding. The transcript is spliced from 3 exons. Gene Ontology annotation, biological process: defense response to other organism. Lineage: Eukaryota; Viridiplantae; Streptophyta; Magnoliopsida; Solanales; Solanaceae. The record is from RefSeq and is a predicted model, not a curated record.